AUGGAGCUGCCGGAGAUGGAAUCCAUGGCGUCGGCGAUCGGGAUAUCAGUGCCGGUGCUCAGAUUUCUCUUAUGCUUCGCUGCCACCAUUCCGGUAAGCUUAAUCCAUCGGCUUGUUCCCGGCGGCGCAACCGGGAGGCACAUCUAUGCCGUCGCGACCGGCGCCGCUCUCUCCUAUUUGUCGUUUGGGUUCUCCUCGAAUCUCCACUUCUUGGUUCCCAUGCUCUUGGGCUACGGUUCGAUGCUUAUUAACCGUCCUUAUUGUGGAGCCAUCACUUUCUUAUUGGCAUUUGGCUACCUCAUUGGAUGUCACGUAUACUACAUGAGUGGGGAUGCAUGGAAAGAAGGAGGAAUUGAUGCUACAGGUGCCUUAAUGGUAAUUACACUGAAAAUCAUUUCAUGUGUGAUGAGUUACCAAGAUGGAUUGCUGAAAGAGGAAGAUUUACGCGAGGCACAGAAAAAAAACCGUUUGCUCAAUCGACCAUCAUUGCUUGAGUACUUUGGUUACUGCCUCUGUUGUGGAAGUCAUUUUGCUGGUCCAGUGUAUGAAAUAAAGGAUUACCUUGAGUGGACAGAGAGAAAAGGCAUCUGGAAGCCUUCAGAGAAAGGGCAUCCAUCACCUUUUCUGCCAACUUUAAGGGCUAUUCUUCAAGCUGGAUUUUGUAUGGGAUUGUAUCUAUACCUUGUCCCUCAUUACCCUCUUUCCAGAUUUACUGAUUCAGUAUACCAAGGGUGGGGAUUUUGGAAACGGUUGGGAUAUCAGUACAUGGCUGGCUUCACUGCACGUUGGAAGUAUUACUUUAUUUGGUCAAUCUCAGAAGCCUCUAUCAUUAUUUCUGGUUUGGGUUUCAGUGGUUGGACAGAUUCUUCUCCACCAAAACCACGGUGGGACCGUGCAAAAAAUGUAGACAUAUUGGGUGUUGAACUGGCUAAGAGUUCAGUUCAAAUACCUCUUGUAUGGAACAUACAAGUCAGCACCUGGCUACGGCAUUAUGUCUAUGAGAGGCUCAUUCGCAAGGGCAAGAAGCCUGGUUUCUUCCAGUUGUUGGCUACUCAGACUGUCAGUGCUGUGUGGCAUGGCUUAUACCCUGGGUAUAUUUUUUUCUUUGUUCAAUCUGCUCUUAUGAUUAAUGGUUCGAGAGUCAUUUACAGAUGGCAGCAGGCUAUUGGUAAUGCUCUCCUUCGGAACAUUCUAGUGUUUAUGAACUUUGCCUACACUGUUCUGGUUCUCAAUUACUCUUGUGUUGGUUUCAUGGUAUUGAGCCUCCAUGAAACACUUGCUUCGUAUGGCAGUGUAUACUAUGUUGGAACAGUUAUACCUAUUGCAUUGAUCCUUCUUGGUAAUGUAAUUAAACCAGCCAGGCCAACGAGAUCCAAUGCUCGGAAAGAUCAGUGAGUUAGGAAUUGUUUUUCAAAGAUUGUUUCUGAGAUUAGAACUUAGAUCUUAUAUCACCUAUUUGCUUUGCGAGCAUGUGUAGCCCCAUUUGAACGAUAAAGAUUCUUUGCCCUCGUUUUAUUGGCAUUGUGAUUUUCGUUUUCGAUUACAGUCAACAACAAUUAUUAACCCUAACUGUAUUACUGAUUGAAAGUUUCGGUGCUGGAAGGAUUUGAAAUGAUUGUGUAAUACACAAUCCAUUAAAAUUCUUCGCCCGUGCUUGAUGUGAAGUCAAAGUGUACUAUUACUGUAUUACCCUC
Messenger RNA from Ipomoea nil (Japanese morning glory), 1694 nucleotides. RefSeq names its product lysophospholipid acyltransferase 1-like. The transcript has 8 exons. Lineage: Eukaryota; Viridiplantae; Streptophyta; Magnoliopsida; Solanales; Convolvulaceae. Bases 1 to 1395 code for a protein of 464 amino acids. Gene Ontology annotation, cellular component: membrane; endoplasmic reticulum. Gene Ontology annotation, biological process: lipid modification; triglyceride biosynthetic process; phospholipid biosynthetic process. Gene Ontology annotation, molecular function: acyltransferase activity. The record is from RefSeq and is a predicted model, not a curated record.